Molecule: messenger RNA, 1048 nt
Organism: Daphnia carinata
Lineage: Eukaryota; Metazoa; Arthropoda; Branchiopoda; Diplostraca; Daphniidae
Product: homeobox protein HMX3-like
Exons: 2
Coding region: 110-688 (192 amino acids)
Biological process (GO): regulation of DNA-templated transcription
Cellular component (GO): nucleus
Molecular function (GO): transcription cis-regulatory region binding; DNA-binding transcription factor activity, RNA polymerase II-specific
Source: RefSeq, a predicted model, not a curated record
ACGAAGGUCAUCUUGAUAACCUCUCCACAUUUCACGUGUUUAAUUGAUUUGACAAGACAUUCUAAGUCACACAGCAACGUUGAUAUUCGUUCAGUUAAUCGCUUUAGUUAUGGAGAACCAAAUCAAUCAGAGUUUGAGCUUUGCGAAUCUUAGUGACGAACCGCUUGAUUUGAGUUUACGGAAGAAUCAGCGUGAAACAGAAAAUGAUAAUCCCGAUGUGUCCGUUAAGCGGCUAAAAGUGACGGCAAAGUUGUGGCAAACAAGAGAAGUAAUGCGUCCUCAAGUAUCUCUACAACGUAUCGUGUCGGAUAGACAGCGUUCGGAAAUGAACGCAGUUGAGGCCAUCACUCCCGAAUCCCUGCCGAAAGAUAGGGAAAAGGAUCGCGGGACGAAGGACUUGGAUUCCAGAGACUCUUCUAAGGUACGGCAUCCGCCAAAGAAACGCAAGCGCUUCACAAUUACUGAGCUUUUCGUGCUGGAGAAGGUGUUUGAAGUGAAAAUGUUUGUAACACCCAGGGAAAUCCAGGAAGUGGCACGGUUACUGGACAUUGAAAAUGACCGGAUUAAACAUUGGUUUCAAGCUCGACGUCAGAAAUGGAAAAAAGAGACCCCUUGCAGAAAAGAAAGUGUGGCCGCGUUGGUCGAUUAUAACCUGCGUCGUUACGAGAAUUGGAAAGCUCAUCAUUGACACGUCCGACGACCUAGAAAUUAACCCGAUACUGAUUUCGGCGAUGUGGACGGCGAAUGGUUCGCUUCUAAUUGCGCUAAAUCGGCGACGAUAGAGCUACCACCCAAUUUUGAUUUUCAUGUUUUCUUUCUGUUAUGUGCCCGAAAUUACCCGAAUAUUUUUAUGUUGGUUUUCAAAGGUUGUCCAUUUACCAAGAACUCGUUCGAUAUUGGUGCUAAUAUUUAAUUACGUAAACUUUGCCAGAUUUCUCUUAUUUUUAGAGAAAUGUGUUGGGAAAGUACCUAAGUUAUUUGUAACCCAUGUUUGUCCCUUAAACAGAGACAAGUUGACAAAUUAAAUUUAACCAGGUUGCCUCAUGAA